AUGGGGGUUUCCAAGGCCAACAAAGCAAUCUACUUCGAAAAGCUCAAGGGCCUCCUUGAGGACUACAAGUCCAUCUUCAUUGUCACCGUCGACAAUGUCUCCUCCCAGCAGAUGCACGAGAUCCGUGUCGCCCUCCGUGGCGAGGGUGUCGUCCUUAUGGGCAAGAACACCAUGGUUCGCCGUGUGAUCCGUACCCUCGUUGGCGACAACCCGGAGUACGAACGUCUCUUGCCAUACGUCAAGGGCAACGUUGGUUUCGUCUUCACCAACGCCGACUUGAAGGAGACCCGUGACAAGAUUCUUUCCAACCGUGUCGCUGCUCCAGCUCGUGCUGGUGCCGUCGCUCCUGUCGAUGUCUGGGUCCCAGCUGGAAACACUGGUAUGGAACCCGGCAAGACCUCUUUCUUCCAGGCUCUCGGUAUCCCAACCAAGAUUGCUCGUGGUACCAUUGAAAUUACCAGCGAUCUCAAGCUCGUCGAGUCCGGCACCAAGGUCGGAGCUUCCGAAGCCUCGUUGCUCAACUUGCUCAACAUCUCUCCCUUCACCUACGGUAUGGGUGUUGCGCAAAUCUACGACCAGGGUCAAGUUUUCGCCCCAAGCGUUCUUGACGUUGAUGAGAAGGACUUGAUCGACAGAUUCUUGACUGCCAUCAAGACCAUCUCUUGCAUCUCCCUCGCCGCCAACUACCCAACUCUCGUCUCUGUCAUGCACUCUCUCGUCAACAGCUACAAGAACGUCAUUGCUGUUGCUCUUGAGACUGAGUACGAGUGGGAUGAGAUCAAGGAGCUCAAGGACAGAAUCGCCAACCCUGACGCCUAUGCCUCGGCCGCCCCAGUUGUUGAGGAGACCAAGACCACUGAUGCUGCUCCAAAGGAGGCUGAGAAGGAUGAGGAUGAGGAGGCCUCUGACGACGAUAUGGGCUUCGGUCUCUUCGACUAA
Messenger RNA from Orbilia oligospora ATCC 24927, 939 nucleotides. RefSeq lists its product as uncharacterized. The transcript has 3 exons. Gene Ontology annotation, biological process: cytoplasmic translation; ribosomal large subunit assembly; ribosome biogenesis. The record is from RefSeq and is a predicted model, not a curated record. NCBI's taxonomy places the organism in Eukaryota, Fungi, Ascomycota, Orbiliomycetes, Orbiliales, Orbiliaceae. Gene Ontology annotation, molecular function: large ribosomal subunit rRNA binding; structural constituent of ribosome. Gene Ontology annotation, cellular component: cytosolic large ribosomal subunit. The coding region runs from base 1 to 939 and encodes 312 amino acids.